This is a messenger RNA of Myripristis murdjan (pinecone soldierfish), 2757 nucleotides long. It is a transcript of the gene ssrp1a, whose product is annotated as structure specific recognition protein 1a. NCBI's taxonomy places the organism in Eukaryota, Metazoa, Chordata, Actinopteri, Holocentriformes, Holocentridae. Gene Ontology annotation, cellular component: FACT complex; nucleus. The coding region runs from base 103 to 2232 and encodes 709 amino acids. Gene Ontology annotation, molecular function: histone binding; nucleosome binding; DNA binding. The transcript is spliced from 19 exons. Gene Ontology annotation, biological process: regulation of chromatin organization. The record is from RefSeq and is a predicted model, not a curated record.
UUUCCUUCCUGUGACGUCGCGCUAGCUCCCGAUGCUACACGCGGGAAACAGGCGAAGUCUGGCCACACUGACAUAGAGCAUCAGUCAUCGCCUGUCACCAAGAUGGGAGACACACUGGAGUUCAACGAGAUUUACCAAGAAGUCAAAGGCUCCUGGAAUGACGGGCGUCUGCGUUUCAGCAAGCAGAACGUGGUGUAUAAGAGCAGCAAGACGGGCAAGGUGGACAAUAUCCCAGCUGGUGAGCUCAACUUGGCGCAGUGGAGACGGGUGUGUUUAGGUCACGGCAUCAAGCUGGCCACCAGCACUGGGCACGUCUACAAAUACGAUGGCUUCAGGGACACAGACUUUGAGAAGAUCUCAGAGUUUUUCAAGGCAAACUACAAGGUGGAGCUGACAGAGAAGGACCUGUGUGUCAAGGGCUGGAAUUGGGGCACAGCCAAAUUCUCAGGUCCACUGUUGUCAUUUGACAUCAAUGACAGCACGGCGUUUGAGAUCCCGCUGUCCAGUGUGUCCCAGUGUGCCACAGGGAAGAAUGAGGUCACUCUGGAGUUUCACCAGAACGAUGAUGCAGAGGUUUCCCUCAUGGAGGUCCGCUUCUAUGUCCCGCCCGGCCAGGCUGAUGAAGGACAGGACCCUGUGGAGGCAUUUGCCCAGAACGUGCUCUCCAAGGCAGACGUCAUCCAGGCCACAGGAGAUGCUGUGUGUAUCUUCAAAGAGCUGCAGUGUCUCACACCCAGAGGAAGAUACGACAUCCGUAUCUACCCAACCUUCCUUCACCUCCACGGUAAGACGUUUGACUACAAGAUUCCCUACACUACUGUCCUCCGCCUGUUCCUGCUGCCACACAAGGACCAGAGGCAGAUGUUCUUUGUGAUCAGUCUGGAUCCUCCCAUCAAGCAGGGUCAGACACGGUACCACUUCCUCAUUCUGCUCUUCUCCAAGGAGGAGGACAUCAGCCUCACCCUCAACAUGAGCGAGGAGGAUGUGGAGCGCCGUUUUGAGGGCAAGCUGAGCAAGAAUAUGUCGGGCUCUCUCUAUGAAAUGGUCAGCAGGGUGAUGAAGGCCCUGGUCAACCGCAAGAUCACUGUGCCCGGAAAUUUCCAGGGCCACUCUGGGGCUCAGUGCAUCACCUGCUCUUACAAGGCCUCCUCCGGCCUCCUGUACCCCCUGGAGAGGGGCUUCAUCUAUGUACACAAGCCCCCCGUGCAUUUGCGCUUUGAGGAGAUUUCUUGUGUCAACUUUGCCCGAGGCACCACCACCACGCGCUCCUUUGACUUCGAGAUCGAGACCAAGCAGGGCAACCAGUACACCUUCAGCAGCAUCGAGAGGGAAGAGUACGGCAAACUGUUUGACUUCGUUAACGCCAAGAAGCUCAACAUCAAGAACAGAGGAUUUAAAGAGAAGAAGGGCAUGAAGGGUAACAAUGACGAGUACAGCGACUCUGACGACGACCAGCACGAUGCCUACCUGGAGAGGAUGAAGGCCGAAGGCAAGAUCAGGGAGGAGGGCAACGACAGCGACGAAUCAGAUGCUGAGAGCGAUGAGUCUUUCAACCCUGGAGAGGAGGAUGAUGACAUUGCAGAAGAGUACGACAGCAACGCCUCAGAGAGCAACAGCAGCGAAGGUGGGGACGACAGUGAGGAGGACAACAGGAAGAAGAAAAAGGCCAAGAAAGCCAAAGUCGUGAAGGAGAGGAAAGAGAGGAAACCACGUAAAGAGAAGAAGCAGAAGGACACUGGCGGCCCCAAGAGGCCGAUGAGCGCGUACAUGCUGUGGCUGAACUCCAGCCGCGAGCGCAUCAAGUCGGAGAACCCGGGCAUCUCCGUCACGGAGAUCUCCAAGAAGGCCGGAGAGAUGUGGAGGCAGCUGGGCAAGGACGAGAAGGAGGAGUGGGAAUCAAAGGCAGGGGAGGCAAAGAAGCAGUAUGACAAAGCCAAGAAAGAGUACAACGAGAGCGGUGGAGGAUCUUCUGCCGCUUCCAAGAAGGAUAGCAAGAAGAAGGGAGGCAAGAAGGAGGAGAAGAAGAGGAAGUCUGCCGGCGGAGACAAGGACAGGGAGCGAGGAGGCGGCAACGACAGCUUCAAGAGCCGAGAGUUCAUCGAGACCAGCGAGGAGAGCUCCUCAGACUCCGACCGCAAGAGCAAGUCCAAAAGCAAGAAGAAGAAGAAGGAAUCAGAGGACGAGGAGGAAGAGGUCUUGUCCACACCCCCCAGCUCAGAGGAAUCUGACUAAACACACACACUCUCAUCCAUCACAUACACUGCAAUCAAGGACCAAGCAUUUGUACUCCUUUAUGUGCAUAUCACAGACAAAUGGACUGAAAAACAAACCAACGGACUUGAGCUGUAUGUUGUUUUUUUUUGUUCUGUUUUGUUUUGUUUUUUUUCCCUCCCUCUCUACAAUAUAUAAGAGUACGGAUUCACAUCUUACGGCUAACUCUCAAAACAGAAAUGGUAAUAUUUGAUAUUUCAGAUAGGUUUUCCUACUGAAAGUUGAGUGAUUUGGUGGUAUACAGGUGGACGAUAUCUUCCAUAAUUAUUAAGGGGCUUUCAUCUCACCCGUGGCAGUGGUUUGGAGUUUUACAGCACUCAGGAGCACGGGAGUUAUUCGUUGGUUAUUGUGGACGGGGAAGGGAGGGUCAGUGAAUAGCAUUUUUUUUUUUUUUUUUCCCCUGUGUAGAGAAUUUUAAAGCCGCAGUUCAGUGUGUUUUAUUUUGUUAUGUCAUUUUCAGGAUGAAUAAAUAAAUGAAUCUUUUGU